GUCCAUUUGGGCAAUAGGUGGCGUUAAUGCACUUUUUGUUUCCGAUCCACAGUAAAACAAGAAGAAGAAGAAGAAGCAGCAGCAGCACCGGCAGAAGAAGAGAUUUCAUGUUGCUAGGAAACCAUUGUUUAGUAGUGUUAGCGUGUGAAGCGAAAAAAACACUUUAUUUUCAUUUGAGGUGAUGAUAAACGCUUUCACAAAUAAUGCCGCCAAAAAGAAAAUCUUUCAACAAGUCCCCAAAGGGCAAAACUCCAACAGUAGUGGAUGGCUUGUCCACAGAUGAGAUGUCUAAAGAGCAGUUGGAAGAGCACAUUGUGCGUCUGCGAGAGGAGCUGGACAGAGAACGAGAGGAACGCAACUAUUUCCAACUAGAGAGGGAUAAAAUCCACACGUUUUGGGAAAUCACCAAAAGACAACUGGAAGAGAAAAAGUGUGAACUGAGAAACAGAGAGCGUGAACUAGAGGAGGGUGAGGAGCGCCACCAAGUGGAAAUUAAGGUUUAUAAGCAGAAGGUGAAGCACUUACUGUAUGAAGAGCAGAACAUGCUCUCUGAGCUGAAAGCUGAAAGUGUUGUCAGCAGCAAACUGCUGCAAAAGGAGCACGCUGCCUUUGAGAAUCAGCUACGGAAGGACAUGUGCUGCUUGAAAGUGGACGUGAAAGAGCAGGAGCUGUCCAAUGAGAAUGUGAUAAAGAACCUUCAUCUGAAACACGAUGAGGAAAUUACUGUUCUGAGAAAUGAUUUUGCCAGACAAGUACGAGAAAUUGAGUCCAAAUAUAAGAAAAAGAUGCAGAAACUACGGCAGGAGGAAGAACUGAGAUGCAAAACAGAGAUUCAUGAGAUCGAGGAACGAAAGAACAGUCACAUCAACAUGCUGAUGAUGAAUCAUGAGAAAGCUUUCAGAGACAUCAGGAACUACUUCAAUGACAUUGUCUACAAGAAUUUGGACCUUAUCACUUCACUCAAGGCCCAUAAUGACCUGCUGAAGACUUCUUUAGCAAAGCUGCGAGCAUUUGGGAUCCCUGUGGAAGAACUCGACUUUAAGCCACUCGAAAGUGGUUCUGGGCAGAGUCUUGAUCAGGGCCCUGCUUCCCUCGUUUCAGCUCCAAAUUAG
Messenger RNA from Sinocyclocheilus grahami, 1112 nucleotides. RefSeq names its product growth arrest-specific protein 8-like. Gene Ontology annotation, cellular component: Golgi apparatus; motile cilium; microtubule. The transcript has 7 exons. The coding region runs from base 204 to 1112 and encodes 302 amino acids. NCBI's taxonomy places the organism in Eukaryota, Metazoa, Chordata, Actinopteri, Cypriniformes, Cyprinidae. Gene Ontology annotation, molecular function: microtubule binding; small GTPase binding. Gene Ontology annotation, biological process: flagellated sperm motility. The record is from RefSeq and is a predicted model, not a curated record.